AUGGAGUGGCUCGAAAUCGCCAAGGACCUCAACGCCGGCACGGUCGGCGGUGUCGCCGGCAUCGUCGCGGGCCAUCCGCUCGAUACGAUCAAGGUGCGCCUCCAGACGCAGUGCCACACGUCGUCGCACGGCAUCUCGUCGUCGAUUCGCGCGAUCGCCGCGUCCGAGGGCUUCCGCGGCUUUUACAAGGGCAUGCUGUCGCCGAUUCUGUCGAACGCACCGAUCAACGCCGUCGUCUUCGCCGUGUACGGCCAA
This is a messenger RNA of Saprolegnia parasitica CBS 223.65, 255 nucleotides long. RefSeq lists its product as hypothetical. The annotation marks the transcript as partial. The transcript has a single exon. NCBI's taxonomy places the organism in Eukaryota, Oomycota, Saprolegniomycetes, Saprolegniales, Saprolegniaceae. Gene Ontology annotation, biological process: transport. The record is from RefSeq and is a predicted model, not a curated record. Gene Ontology annotation, molecular function: transmembrane transporter activity.